Pocillopora meandrina is the source of this 1155-nucleotide messenger RNA. Lineage: Eukaryota; Metazoa; Cnidaria; Anthozoa; Scleractinia; Pocilloporidae. The record is from the annotation of a GenBank genome assembly.
AUGACUUCAAACGCUACUUUCUCGAUGACAAAGAAAGAAAGUUCCGCCAGUUCAAGAAUUAGGAUCAACGUAAGCGGAACAAUGUUUGAAACUUUAGAAGAAACUUUGUCGAGGUACCCAGACACUCUUUUAGGAUGUCCAAAGAAGCGUGUUCAAUAUUUUGAUAAAAGAAAUGACGAAUACUUUUUCAACCGAAACAGACUGGCUUUCGAUGCGAUUCUGUUUUAUUAUCAGUCGUAUGGGAGACUAGUUAGACCCGACAUGGUGCCUGAGAAUGUUUUUAUCGAUGAGGUACGUUUCUUCCAAAUUCGAAGCUCUUACACUUCUACUCGAGAUAAAAUCGAGCGUGCUCUUUUAGGAAAAGACGAGGAUUUACCACAAAACCUCAUACAACGUAAGAUAUGGCUGUUGUUUUCACAUCCCGAAUCAUCAUACGCAGCAAGAGUUCUGGCAGUUUUAUCUGUUAUUAUCAUUCUUCUUUCGGUCGUUAUACCAUGUUUUGAGUCGUCAUCUGGGGGCAUCAACUCUAUAAACAACAAUAGGAGCACGUUUUUCUCGUCUUUGGAGAUGGCCUGUUAUAUUUGGUUUACCUUCGAGUUAGUGGUUCGUUUUUGCAGCGCACCUCAUAAACUGCGGUUUUUUCGCUCAAUGCUUAACAUUGUUGACAUAAUCAGCGUCGUUCCGUACUAUGUUCUUCUAACAAUGCAAAACACUCGUGCACCGUUAUCGGUGCUGCGCGCGGCAAGAAUGCUGCGUGUUUUACGGAUAUUCAAACUUUCCCGCUACUCCAGUGGUAUGCGGAUAUUGAUAUUUACGUUUUAUACGAGUAUGAAAGAGUUGGGAAUGUUUUUUAUCUUCAUCUCCAUCAGUGUCGUGGUAUCAUCGAGCGCAGCGUACUACGCCGAGACUGGUUGCGAAAAAUGCGCUUUUACGAGCAUCCCUGACGCGUUUUGGUGGGCGGUAAACACGAUUACAACGGUGGGUUACGGCGAUCAGUACCCGCUGACAGCCUCUGGUAAAAUGGUGGGUUGUCUGCUGACCGUGUUUGGUGUUUUAAUCAUUGCUCUUCCAGUUUUCCUCUUUGUCGCAAACUUCAACAAAGUUAUGAACGCCAACAUGGCGGCAAUUGACCGCUCUGGAGAAAAAGAACGCUGA